Messenger RNA from Onychostoma macrolepis, 7335 nucleotides. It is a transcript of the gene eea1, whose product is annotated as early endosome antigen 1. NCBI's taxonomy places the organism in Eukaryota, Metazoa, Chordata, Actinopteri, Cypriniformes, Cyprinidae. The record is from RefSeq and is a predicted model, not a curated record. Gene Ontology annotation, biological process: endocytosis. Gene Ontology annotation, cellular component: early endosome. The coding region runs from base 41 to 4231 and encodes 1396 amino acids. The transcript is spliced from 30 exons. Gene Ontology annotation, molecular function: metal ion binding; 1-phosphatidylinositol binding.
GACUUAUCGGAAAACGGUUCUAGCCAGAGAAAGGACCAAAAUGUUAAGAAGAAUAUUACAGAUGACUCCUGGGAAAGGAGGCUCCCAGAGCUCGGAGUCCGAGCAGCCGUCUGCUGAUAUGAAUAAUGAGUCCUCAGAGGGCUUCAUUUGUCCCCAGUGUAUGAAAUCGCAUAACUCUGCCGAGGAGCUCUUCAAACAUUAUGAGUUGUUUCAUGAGCCAGGAGACCAGCCGUCCCCCUUCAGCCCUGGCAGGGAGGAUCUAACCCUUCUUCGACAGGAAGUCCAAGAUUUACAAGCUUCACUGAAGGAGGAACGCUGGUUUUCUGAGGAAUUGAAAAAAGAAUUAGACAAAGUACAAGGACAACUAGCAACUAACAAAGGUCCACAGAGUGAUGGUACUAGUGAAGAAUCAGAGCUCGAGAGGAGGCUUAACGAAUCUGAGACUGAGAAAUUCAACGUCAAACAGAUGAAAGACUUGUUUGAACAGAAAGCUGCUCAGCUUGCAACUGAGAUAGUUGACAUCAAAUCUCGUUAUGAUGAGGAGAAAAGCAUGAGAGAAGCGUUGGAGCAAAGGCUGGCCAAUUUAAACCAAGAUCUGCAGAAAGAGAAACAGGAGAAGGAGAAACUGGCGACAGAGCUGCUCCAGAGGCCUGGAGUGGAAGACGUGGAGGUGUUGAAGAAGGAGCUGGUGCAGGUGCAGACGCUCAUGGACAACAUGACCCGUGAGAGGGAGGAGGAGUCUGAGCGCCUCAAAAGCCAAUACGAACAGCUGCAGGUCAAUUUCACUACCUCAGAGACAACGAUUGCUCAGUUGAAGGCAGAACUGGAGAAGGGUCCUCAGGAGGCAGCGGUCUACACCCAACAAAUCCACCAAUUACAGAGCAGCCUCAACAACUACCAGCAACAGACCCAGCUUUUGUCAGAGAAGUUAUCUCGUAAGGACAAGGAGAGUCAGGAACUCGAGGAGCGUCUGGGUCAGGAGCAGGCUUCUAAGAAGAGUCUUCAGGCUAGUCUGCACCAGAAAGACCUGGAGCUCCAGGAAAGCCAAGCCCGGGUGUCAUCGGGAGAGGGAGCUCUGAGUCGGGCCCAGGCUGAAUUGACCGAACGUGGGGAGGAGGCUGCACGACUAAGACGGGAACUCGGUGAGCUGGAGAAGAACCACCAGGAUGUGAAGGCAGAGAGGAAGCAACUUCAACAGCAGAGAGAAGAUAAAGAAAACCAGGGCCUGCAGCAGCAAAGUGAGAUCAGCCAGCUGCACGCGAAGCUGCUGGAAACCGAGCGUCAGUUGGGGGAGCUGCAGGGCCGGCUGAAAGAGCAGAGACAGCUGUCAGGAGAGAAACUCAAAGAUCGGGAGCAGCAGGCUGCUGACCUGCAGCUGAAACUCUCCCGCUUGGAGGAACAGUUAAAGGAGAGCUCUACCAAGUCUACUGACCUGCAGCAUCAGCUGGACAAAUCCAAACAGCAGCACCAAGAACUACAAACACUUCAACAGAGCACUAAUGGAAAACUUAGAGAAGCACAGAACGACCUGGAGCAGGUGUUGCGUCAGAUCGGGGACAAGGACCAGAAGAUCCAGAAUCUUGAAGCUCUGCUGCAGAAGAGCAAGGACAGCGUGAGCCAGCUGGAGGCAGAGAGAGAGGAUCUGUGUGCAAAGAUCCAGGCCGGUGAAGGAGAGGCAGCUGUGCUGAACCAACUAAAAGAGAAAAAUCACUCACUACAGGAACAGAUUACGCAGCUUACCGACAAGCUCAAGAACCAGUCUGAGAGCCACAAACAGGCUCAGGACAACCUUCACGAGCAGGUGCAGGAGCAGAAGACCCACCUGCGCUCAGCGCAAGACCGCUGCCAGAGCCUAGAGACCACCAUCUCUGAGCUUACCACACAGCUCACAGAGAGCAAAGAGAAGAUUGCCCAGCUAGACACACAGCUAAAAGCCAAGACUGAGAUGCUGUUGUCUGCUGAAGCAGCAAAAAAUGCCCAGAGAGCCGACUUGGAGAACCACCUAGAGACUGCCCAGAAUGCAUUGCAAGAUAAGCAACAAGAGUUGAGUAAAGUGCAGACUCAGCUGGAGGAGCAGGGCCGCAGGCUGCAGGAGAAGCAAGAGCAGUGCUCUCAGCUAGAGACCAGUCUGAAGGACAGCAGAGACAAACUGCUGACUGCAGAGCAGAGGAUAGAGACACUGGAGACCCAGACCAAGAAAGUAGAAGUAGAGUUAACUGAACUCCGCUCUGGAAGGGAACAGGCUCAGAAGGAGCAGCUGAUGCUGAAGAAGCAGAUUAGUGAGCUGGAGAUGAAGACAAAGGAGCUGAACCAUCUUUUAGACUCUGAGAAACAAGGUGCUGCCACCCAGCAAGAGGAGUUGAAGAAGAAAACGUCAGCCCUCUCCGAAACAAAACAACAGCUGGAGAAGGUAGAGCAGGAGCGUGUAACCCUGCAGGCCAGCCUGGAGAAACUGUCUCAGGAGGGUCAGAAGCAGCAAGCAGGGCUGGACAAGAAAGUUCAGGGUCUGAGUGCAGAUCUUAAGAAAGCUCAGGAGGAGAAGGAAGCUCUGACUAAAGAAAUGGCAACGGUGAAAGAGGCUCUGAGCAAAGCUUCUAAAGCUCUCAAAGAGAACCAGACUCAAUUGGAGGCAGAGAAGAGCAGCAAGACCACUUUGGAGGAGAAGGAGAAGUUUUAUCAGAAAGCACAGAAAGAGCUUCAGAAAAACACAGAGACCGCUUCUAAAGAGCUCAGCCAUGUCAAACGUCAGCUGGAGAAAUCGAUAGAGGCAGAAAAGGGGCUUCAAUCUCAGCUGACCACAAUGAACACUCAACUGAAACAGUCUCAAGAUACACUGAAAGAGAAAGAAAAUAGUGUACAGCAGCUACAGGCAGAGCUGAAGACCACACAGGGGUCCUUAAGCCAGGAAGUGAAGAAAUUUAAGGCGCAAGUGUCUGAACUGCAGACUUCCCUCACUAAAAAGACUGAAGAGGAGGCCAAUCUGAAAGAGCAGGUGACAACAUUGUCUAAAGAUCUCAACUCUGAGAAGAAUCGCUGUGCAGAGCUGCAGAAGACCAGUGACAGCACCAAAGAAAGUCUCGACACCAUUCAGUCCGAUUACUACGGCAAAGAGUCUGAGCUCUCUGCUGUACGCCAGGACCUCAAGGUGUGUGAGGAGAAGCUGGUUCUAGCUCAGGAGGAGCUUGUGGCCAACAGAAACCAACUUGGUGCUCAUGAAACCCAGAUCCAGGAUCUAAAGAUGGCCCGCACUGAGCUGGAGAAAGACCUCAGCAAGAGAGACGAGAAGAUCAAACAGCAGGUGGAGGCUCUACAGAAGCUCCAGAAACAACAGGAACAAACUGAGGAGCAGCUGAAGAAGGAGAAGGCUCAAUGCGAGGAGCUCAAAGAGUGCCAGAGCACUCUGGAGAAGGACAAAAACAAACUGUCAGCUGAUCUUAAAGCUCUGGUGGAGAAGAAUGAGAAGGAGCUGAAGGAGCUGCAGGCAGCGAAGCAAUUGUUGAUCCAGCAGAAGGUGGAGCUGCAAGGGAAGGUGGAGGCAGCUCAAGCAUCUCUGGAGCAGGAACAGAGAGAGCAUCAGAAGACCAGAGACUCCAUCAAACAAAAACAGCAGCAGCUCAAAACUGAGACGGACAAACUACAACAGCAACUGGCAUCAGAAGUGAAGGCUAAAGAGGAGGUGGAGAAGCAGAGGGAAGAGGCGGAGGUGAAGAUGUCUAUGCAGGUGGCGGCACUGAACGAGAAUGUGGCGACGCUGAAGCGGGAGUGGCAGAGCAGCCAGAGGAGGGUGGGUGAGCUGGAGAAACAGACGGAUGAGCUGAGAGGGGAGAUCGCCGUGCUGGAGGCCACCGUCCAGAACAACCAGGACGAGAGACGUGCACUGCUGGAGAGGUGUGUCCAGGGUGAGGGUGAGAUCGAGAAGCUUCAGGCUAAGUUGUUGGAGAUGCGCAGGAAGUUGGAUGACACUACAGCUGCCAUGCAGGAGCUUGGCCGGGAGAACCAGUCCUUACAGAUAAAACAGUCGCAGUCUCUCACGCGAAAGUGGGCGGAAGAUCAUGAGGUGCAGAACUGUAUGGCUUGUGGGAAAGGCUUCUCUGUCACUGUCAGAAAGCACCACUGUCGACACUGCGGCAACAUCUUCUGUGCGGAGUGCUCCGCCCGCAAUGCCCUGACACCCUCCUCCAAGAAGGCUGUCCGAGUUUGUGACAAUUGCUUUGAGGAGCUCCAGGGCUGAUCUCCCUCCCUCCCAACUCCAUCCCCUGCAGCCCUCUGCGCCCCGCUCGCCCUGACCUCUUCCCAGCAAACAUGAGCAACCAGGAGAGGCCAGCCGAGGGCAGACGCAGAAGCUGCAGGGACCACUGAGGAACAGCAUGUCACGGUGGUCACUCGAUGCUGCCAAUCAGAUAGAGGGAACACUAAAUUAAACCGCCCAGAACGGCUGUCCUCAUCUGUCCAGUGCCUUUGCCAUGUAUGGGGCCACUUUCAGACCCAGAGGAAUCAAAAGGGAGGGACCUCUUAAGCAGAUGUAUAAUUUGUAAUAUAAAAACCAGUUCCUUACAGAAGUUUUGUGCUAAAGUACAGCAGCUUUGGCACUCAGGAUUGAGUUUUACAUUGAUAUCGUCUUUUAAAAGAUUUAAGUGUAAGAGAUGUGGGUCGGAGCGAAUCUGAGUAGAACCAAAGCUGUUCGCAGGGUCUUUAUUUGAUAUAUCAUAUUUGUAAGUAAAUGUACAGACAAAAGAGGCACAUGUGAAUAAUUCAGAUAUAACUGUCACUCUAUGGAGACUGUAUCAUUCUUCAUUCAAUGUGGGCAUGUUAACAAGGUAUGUGGGUGUAACGUACAUGCUUGCUUUGCUGCUCUUAUGUCUGUUGAAAUGAAACACUUGAUGUUUGUUUUGCAUUCAUAAUCUCACCAGUAGAAGUUGGUGAUUCUUUCAAAGAUUUGCGCACACAAAUAUGUCUUUUUUUUGUUUUCUUUUAUCAAUUUGUACAUGUUGGAUGUACGUGCCCUGCUUUUAAGCAAUAACUGUGCAUUGGGUGUGAUUGUUUGUGUGAUAGUAUAUUGAAAAUGAAUGACAGACCGCUGAUUGUGUUUGAAAUAUCAGCUGCUACAUUUCUCUUUAACUUGAGCGGUUUCUCUCAUUCAUGGCUUCUACGCAAUUGAGCGAAUACAACGCUGUGAGCCAACACUUUAGACUAAAAGAGGUGGUUCACCUAAAAAAUUUUAAUUGUCGCCAUUUAUUCACCCUCUUGUGAUUCCAAACAUGUAUGAUAGACUUUCUUCUGCAAAAUAUAAAAGUAUGUUGAGAACUAAACAGUGACUUCCAUUGUAUUUUUGUCCAUACAAUGAAAGUCAAUAGGUACUGAAACGGUUUAGUUACCAACAUUUAAAAAAAAUAAUUUGUCGUCUUUUCUUUAUUUGUUAAGCAAAACACAAAAGAAGAUAUUUUGAAGAAAGCUGACAACUAAACAAACAAAAAAAAUGUUUAUGUCCAUACAAUGGAAGUCAAUGGGAACCAAAACUAUUUACCAACAUUCUUCAAAGUAUCUUAUUGUAUGUCUUGUUUGUGUGUUUAGUUACCAACAUUCUGUUUUGUGGAUUACAAAAGAACAUAUUUUGAAGAAUUUUGAGAACCAAACAGUAACUUGUAUUUUUGUCCAUACAAUGAAAAUCAAUGGGAACUGAAACUCUUUAAUUAACAUUUCUCAAAAUAUUGUUUGUCUUUUUUUUUUCUUUGUUUGUUUUGCAGAACACAAAAGAAGAUAUUUUGAAGAAUGUCGAUAACCAAACAAAAGUCAAUGGGAACCGAAGUGCUUUAUUUACCAACAUUAUAUCAAAAUAUCUUCUUAUGUCUUGUUACUGUUUUAGUUGCCAACAUACUUCAAAAUAUCGUCUUGUUUUCCUUGUUUUUUUGUUUUUUUUUAACAGAACACAAAAUAUAUUUUGAAGAAUGUUGAUAACCAAACAAACAAACAAACAAAAAUGUCCAAACAGUGGAAGUCAAAUGGAAAUGGAAUAUUUCUUCAAAAUAUUUGAUGUCUUGUUUUCUUUGUGUUUUGUGGAUGACAAAAGAAGACCAAAACAGUUUCACUUCCCAUUGAAUGUCAAUGGGGUCCAAAAGACAUUGUUUUGGACCCCAUUGACUUCCAUUGUAUAGACAGACACUUUUCAAAAUCUCUCCCCAUCAUGGAGAAUGACAGAAUUUUUUGGUGAACUAUUCCUUUAUUAGAAGCUAAAAGUGUGGCGAGCGUCAUUGUACGUGCUUAGCGUAGAACUAAAUGUGAGCGAGUGCACUGCAAUUAACUGCUGUAAAGUAUGCUUCACUGUAUGUGGAUUAUGCAAUAGCCACGUUCUGUUUUCGCUCUGCUUAAUAGAUUGUACGCGGCUUGCAGCGUCGAUGCCGCUGUUUGCUGUCAGUGUGAUUCUGAGGUAUUGAUUAGUUCCUGUUUGUGUCGGUAGAUGGAUUCAGGAGCAUAAUGCAUAGUGAUUCAUAUGUAUUCCAGGAUGAAUCAAAAGUGUCUCAGGAUGUUUUGCGCUCAUCACCAGCUCAGUCAUGUGACGUGAUUUCAGAAAAUUGAAUAUUAUAUGAAUAACAGCCCUUUAACUUGAUUUUGGAUGAAAUGUGUGCUGCAGUCAACAACAGUAUGAUAGAAGCCACUCAGUGCCAUAUAACUGGUCAAAACCCUCCAUCUGACAUCACUUCCUGUUUUCUCUUACCAUUAACAAUGCUGUAAUUAUUAGCAAAGUGUUUGAAGAAAAACGGGUUGUGCAGCUUGCAAAUAAAGCUAAUUUGUGACCGCAUAUGCAAAGUGCAUCACUUGUAGGUUUUUGAAUCAGCACAGCUCACUAACAGUAUGCAUUAUUAUUAUUGAUCGAUUAAUAGUUUUUGAUGUGCUGAACAGCAGGGUGUUCACAUUCAUGUUGUGGUAAUGUGUUUGUGUGCCUUAUAUCAAGGUUUGUUUUUUGUCACAUUGGUGCAUUUUUGAAUGCAGACACGUCUUAACAGGCAAAACCCAUCAGAUACAUGUUAAUUUGUUUAGCAGGUUUCUACGUAUUUGUGAUGUGAAAGCAGUAUCAGAAAUGGAUGAAAAAAUCAAUCAGAAUAUACUAAAUGAGUUAGAAAAUAAAAAGAUUGCAAAAGUGUAAAAUAUCACAUACCGAAGGUGAUUUCCGGUUAAUUGGUUUGUUCGCCUGAAGGUCCUGACUCUAAAGAAGAACAGCUGAACUACUUCACCACCCAAGGUUUUUUUGUUUGAGGAAAAAAAUUGUUCAAUGGUAUUAUGUUUUCUAAUUUUUCAUCAUGUUUAAAAGUAAAUAAUAAACUAGCUGUUUCUAUUUUC